Molecule: messenger RNA, 713 nt
Organism: Fusarium verticillioides 7600
Lineage: Eukaryota; Fungi; Ascomycota; Sordariomycetes; Hypocreales; Nectriaceae
Exons: 1
Coding region: 110-550 (146 amino acids)
Source: RefSeq, a predicted model, not a curated record
CAAAAUACUUACAAAUCUUUUGGAAGACGUCUGCUCCGUUGCAUUGGACUCCUUCGAUAAAGAUUUUGUCUAGUCACUAAUAGAUACAGAGUCUCUGAAUUGCACAAUCAUGUCGCUCAUGGCCAACGACCCCGGCGAGCUCUCGCUCAGCAAGCUCCUCUCAACUCUCACCCAUACAGUCCAUCCAACCACCUACGUCUUCGCCACUCUCACCUCCACCUCCAAUCUGCCACCUCUGUCCGAAACGCAAAUGAUCUUCAAGGAGUCUGAAGGAAUCACGGUGAUUACUAGCAAGAACUACGCAGAGUCACACAAGAUUGAAUACUUCUUCCCCUGCAAAAUGAUCAGUCUCAAUGUUACAUCGAGCUUGGAAGCUGUGGGAUUCAUGGCGGUUAUAGCGACAAGACUAGCGGCAAGGGGCAUUGGUUGUAACCCGGUUAGUGGUUUCUAUCAUGAUCAUAUCUUUGUGCCUCUUGGUCGGGAGGAGGAGUCAUCGGAAGUGUUGGUACAGAUAGCGGCCGAGAAGAAGGAAGAGAGUGAGAAGGUCUAAUGAAUGGGACUGUGGAGGAAAUCUGAUGAGUCUCUGGGUAUUCUUCGAUGUACAGGCCUCAAUGAGCCAGAAGAUAUUGAACCCAGAUAUAAGGUGUCAAAAUAAACUUAGCAGAGUGUGACCCUAAAACUUAAGCUAGAUUUACCUAAAUGUUUUCACCCCU